AUGUGUGCAUCAGAGAGUGUUCUUGAGAAUAAGAGGUGCUUACUUUCCGAAAAACAGUUAGAAUCGGUAUACUAUUUGAGCUCCGAUAAUUUUAGAGCACUACCUCAGAAGCCCAGAGACCGAUUUGACUCUGAACAGGUGAAUCAAGAGGGGCAAGAAAUAGUUGAACUAGAGCUGGCGUCGCAGUUUUACGCUUGGCUUGGUUCUCCUACAGAGUCGGGAUCUGUUGAUGGGAGUCAGGUCGAAGAGGAACUCUUAUCUCGUUUCUCACGACAGGAAUCCUUUUGUGAAUCUAUUAUAAGCAAAACUGACGAGAUACUAUCAACACUAUCUCAACUUAAGGAAAAGUAUCAUUCGGUUUCUGAGAAAACAAACAACCUUCAUGAAACUUGUGAGAAGCUUCUCAAAGAACAAACAGAUCUUGCAAAGAGGGCUGAUCAGAUUGAGGAGAUACUUCAAUUCUUCACCGUUCUCUCUUCUAUAGAAUCUAAGUUGAGCAAUCGUAAUUUAAUUUUAUCACCUGAGCGGGUGGAUUCAGUUCUGCACUCGAUUGAUCUGAGCAUUACCUUCCUCGAAGAACAUCCUAAUUUCAAGGAUUCUGAGGCAUAUCUUCUGCGUUUUAAUGGUUGUUUAAAUGCUGCCCUUCUUAUGGUGAGAGAUGGAAUUAAGAAUUCUAUCAGACAAGUUGUUAUGGAGAUAGUUGAACUGGGUGAUGCCAUAUCAUCGGACAACUCUUUCAUUCUCCUCUAUGGUCGCUUUCGCUCCCAAGCUUCACGGAUUCGCUCCCUGAUGCAACUUAUGGAGUCACGGGCGGAUAAAUCACAAAGAUACCGCGAUGUUAUAGCAGAGUGCCAAGAAUACUACCUAACCAAACGUGAGGCCUUAGUAAUUCCCGUGGCACGGGCGAGUAUUGCCGAUUUGACAGGCAAAUACUCGGGCGAUCACUGCGAGCUCUUUCGCACUACCAUUUCUUUUAUGCUUCACAUGGUGGAAGAUGAGUCUCUGCUAUUUCGGCGAUAUUUUGAAUCACAAGAAACGACGGAAUCUGUCCAAGUUGGAAGAAAUCCACCCUCUUUCGAGUAUGGUGCUUCUCAAAUCUUCAUUAACCUCCUUCAUUUUCACAUUAUUUGCAUUGUAUCUAUGCUGACAAAUCUAUGCAAUUGUGUUUAUGAUGCUCUUCGGCCUUUCUUAAUUCAUGUCAACCACAUUGAAAUCUUGAUGGAACUUUGCGACCUCCUCGUUCAAGAGUUCAUUGAAGAUAAGUUACCUGCUAAUCCCAUUUGUGAAUCCAUUAGUUUCGCUUUCUUUGCUAAAGGUGUCGAUCUCACUGUAUUUGAGAACAUGUGCCGGACUUUGCUAGCCGAUGUACAACAGCGACUGAUUUACCGCGCUCAUGUCUACAUCAAAUCUCAAAUCCUUGACUACGAGCCUAGCGCAGGUGAUAUCGCAUACCCCGAGAAGCUUGAAAUGAUUGAGCAAAUAGCAUCAAGUCUUCAACAACAGCAGCAAGAGCAGAAGGACGGCGAUGGUCAAUCGAAUGGUAAACCAGAGAAAAAGAUUUCCUCAAGUUCUACAGACUUUCAUGGAAUGUGGUACCCUACAGUACGAAGGACUUUGGUUUGCAUCUCCGGUCUUAGUCGAUGUCUCGAUGUGGAAUCGUUUCAGGGGCUCGCUCAGAAUUGUCUUUCUGCAUGCAUCGAGUCACUAAUGGUAGCGCAGAAACGCGUUGAGGCACGAAGGUCGACGAGUGACGGGCAGCUUUUCUUCAUUAAGCAUCUCCUCAUCCUCCGAGAACAGUCGACCCCCUUCAAUGUGGACUUUCGGGUGAAGGAAACAAGUUUGGACUUCUCCAGUAUUAAAAGCGCGGCCUACCAAGCAAUCCCUAAGUUGGGCUCGAAGAUUUUCGACUUUAACCGCACAAACAAUUUGCUGCGUCUAUUGCUCCUUGAGGGACCUACAGUGGUGGACACAGAUGUCGACUCCCGACGUCAGCUGGAUCGAAACUUAAAAGUCACCUGUGAGGCAUUUAUAUCUACCUCCAUCACCGCACUCAUCGGCCAGAUCAGUCAUCUUCUCGACAAGGCAAAGGUGCAGACAUCUCAAUGCUCGGUACUUGGCCCGCCAAAUAAGUUGAGGGAUGAAGUGGCCGCGACUGUUCGUCUACUCUCAGUUGGCCAGUCGAAUUUGUCAUCUGAAACAAACACUCUUGCCGUUAUUCGACACAAAUUAAACCUCUACCUGGGUAACGCAAACACGGUGGCCAUCAUACUGAGACCAAUUGAGAACGGCGUGGUUAAAGUGUGGCGAAAGUUGGUAGACGCUAUUGCUAAGUAUUAUUCGGAGGAGGAGAGGAUGCUGAUUGCCUGUCCAACGGAAAAUCAGUAUGUCUCUCCUAGGUUGUUUCAUGGUUUCAGUUUGGAGUGGCUGUUGGAUAGACAGGAUGUAUUGAAAUACCGAGCACCUGAUCUAAAAAAAAUAGGUUCGGAAGAAGACUACCAGAAGAUCAUGUUGUUCUUUAUCGAUGGUAUUUCUGAUAGCACAACUUCUCUUAAAUCCAUUGACCCUUGGUUAAUGGCACCUUCGUGCCUCUUUUUGGCCUCUAAAGUGGAAGAGUAUGGGGUUAUUCAACCUAAGAGCCUCAUCGCUGCUUGCUGUAAAGUUGUAAAUAACCAGUAUUCAAAGUACUUCAAGGAAUACACUUAUCCCUACAGGACGCAUGAUGUAUUUGAAUGCGAGUUUAUUCUUAUGGAGGCUAUGGACUGCUCUCUCAUUGUGUUCCAUCCUUAUCGGCCGCUUCUUCAAUUCUUUGAUGAUUUAAGGCCUCAAUUACUCGACAUGGCUGAUGAACUCUUGUCACGAGCUUGGAGCAUUGCUAAUGACAGCCUUCGUACGGAUCUCUGUCUUCACUAUCCUCCUUAUCUAAUCGCGCUAGGCUGUGUUCAGAUGGCGCUUGUCAGUUUAGCAAGAAACCCACCCGCUAGUUCCGGAAACAUACAUGACCACCACUCCUUGUACUUUUCGACUCAAUCUAGUAUCAAUCCUCUUGCCAUUGCUGAACAGUGGUUCAGCGAGCUAAAUGUCGACGCUGAGAAGGUUCUUGAAGUAGUGCGACAUUUGUUAGCACUCUACGAUCUGUUGGACCAUAUAGACAUGGAAAAUGAGAUGCCUGUUCUUCUGAUGCAAAAGAUGCCUCGUCCGGUGGUUCAACAACCUCCCCAACAGCAAACUCAGGCCCAGGGUCAGCCCGGUGCCUCGAGGGUAAUUGAUGGCGGAAACAGUGGUGCUGCUGCCUCACAUCACAAAAGAAUGGGACAACCGAUAGGAACUCAUCAUAUGGCGCCACCCCAUCCUCCGCCCAAUGCUGCUGGUGGACCUCCCAUGUGA
Molecule: messenger RNA, 3384 nt
Organism: Hydatigera taeniaeformis
Lineage: Eukaryota; Metazoa; Platyhelminthes; Cestoda; Cyclophyllidea; Taeniidae
Source: the annotation of a GenBank genome assembly